AAAUGAAGUCUGGCACCCGGCGAGGCGGAAGAGGAGACGGGGAAAAGGCCAGGCCAGGGAAGAUGGCGGCGCCCUUGGCGGAGGAGCUGGAGCGGCUCCUGAACCCGCUUCCCGGCGCCUCGCAGGACCCCGAAGACGACCCUCAGGAUGCCACCGCAGCCCGAGUUGUUGACAGAUUUGAUGAAGCCACACUUGAAGAGGAUGACUUUCCUGUGGGCCGCAUACGAAAAGGGAUCUCUGCAGACCUCUUGGAUGCUGAUAAGCGAUACUAUGGGAAGGCCACCUCCCGAAAGGCCUUGGAGGAAGAGCUGUGGGGAGAAGCUCCGCUCUUGGAUGAAAACAUUUCAGACGAUGAGGAAAUGACAGAUGAAGAUGACCUUGACAGUGAAGCUCUUGAAGAGGACUUAGAUGAGGAUGCUGCAGAAAUGGAGGAGGAAGAGGAGGGUGAAGUGACAAUUACUGACCAGGAGGAAAAGAAAGACUCCUCCGAGGACCAGAAGAAACCGUCUUUCAGUUUCCAGGCUAUUGAUGAUUUUGAGAAAUUUGCAGCGGGGAUGGAUGAAACAGAGAGUGAGGAUGAUGAAGAUGCCAGCGCAGAAGAGGGCGAUGAAGGCGGAAGGAGCUCGGAGGAGAAUUUCGAUGAGAGCAAGGAGGAAACAGUGGGUGGGGAUGAAAGCGAAGAGGACAGGGCGCUGUUGACAUUCUCUGAAGACAAAGUGGUUGAAGAAGUCGCAAAAGGAAAAGCCGUGAAAAAUCAGAUAGCUCUGUGGGAUCAGCUUCUGGAAGGACGGAUUAAACUGCAGAAAGUCCUCUUGACAGCCAACCAGCUACCACAACCAGAUACUUUUCCUGAGUUUAAGACCAGAGGAGGGCCGGAGUUUUCCAAUGCACUCAAGAACAAUUACAAAGCCUUAAAGGCUUUGUUGAGAAGUCUGGUAGAUCUCCAGGAUGAGCUGUUGCAUCAGUAUUCGGGGACAAGACAUCUGGUAAAUGGACAGCAGGCGAAAAAAGAGAGUGAUGAAGAGAUCCCAAGCAGUCCUGACGAAGACGCCGAAGACGAGGAGGAAGGAGAGAUGAAAAAGAGGGUGAUGCAAAGGCUGCCGAAACGGAAGCUCGAAAUGGAAGCAUAUCCAGAGUUUGCGGCCAAGCGGUUUGCUGAUUUCCAGGCUUACCGGAACAGCACAUUACAGAAGUGGCAUGAUAAGACCAAGUUGGCUUCUGGCAAACUGGGCAAGGGUUUCAGUGCCUUUGAGCGUUCAGUCUUGACUCAGAUUGAUCAUAUUCUGAUGGACAAAGAAAGAUUGCUCCGGCGGACACAUACCAAGCGGUCGGCGUACAGGGUUUUGGGGAAGCCACAGCAAGCACCCGAGACUCUUCCGGAAACUUUGCCGGGACAAAAGGAAGCUGUUCCAUUGACUGCGUCAAAUGCACACCUCAAGGACCUGGAUGAAGAGAUCUUUGAUGAUGAUGACUUUUACCAUCAGCUCCUCCGGGAACUUAUUGAACGUAAAACCAGCUCCUUGGACCCAAAUGAUCAAGUGGCGAUGGGCAGGCAGUGGUUGGCCAUCCAGAAACUGCGGAGCAAAAUCCGGAAGAAGGUGGAUACCAAGGCCAGCAAAGGAAGGAAAAUCCGGUAUCACGUCCACAGCAAACUCGUGAGCUUCAUGGCUCCCAUUGACCACUGCACAAUGAAUGAUGAUGCCAGGACGGAGCUUUACCGGUCUCUCUUUGGACAACGGACCCACCUUGAAGCAGGAGACAAGUCAUGAUGAUGGUCCUUGGCAUCUGGAGCGACAAGAGACGGCGCAUUUGCUGCAUUCGUAAGCCCCCUUUGUGGCUUCCCUUUGCAUAAACACACAGUCAGUGGAGCCGCCACGGCCACUUCCCAGACACUUGGUGCUUCAGAGUAUCACCAUUGGCCCACCUCAUUCGAUCCAUCUCAACGCCUUUGAAAUCUUGCACCCUCAGCACCACUUUUGUCCUUGCGUUAGCACAGUGUCGGUUGCUUGUAUUUUGGAGUCUCCCUUGGCCAUGUCUCAAACGAAUUUAAACGAAAAGAAACCCAAAACGACCCAGGCCUUACCUCCCUUCUCUAGUUGCACAUCUUGAGUUUCUCCCCAAAUCUCUGUGGAAUGAAAUCGGAAUAAUCUGGAUGAAGCUCUUGUCAUAUUUUAAUGGACAUUGGUUUUGAGCCUGUAACCAUCUAACAUGGGUUUCCGCUCCAUGUUAAGGUGUUGUCACAUCAGAAAUGGUUGCUUUAUAGUCUUCUAAAAGUUCUAUAUUUCACCUAGAAUCACCUUCCCACAAACAUGAUAAACACCUUUACUUAACUUUUUAGGCCUUUUUUGGUCCUCCAUGUGGCUCUGUAUUCAAAAGUUGACCAUCAAGUCAUGCUAGAGAUAUCAGAGAUUCCUAAAGAAUGUAGACCUGCAAAAAGUAAACCUGUCAAUAUAGAGUGCUGUCUGUAGACCUGGGCCAUCUUCUGAGCAGUGGCUUCUAGGAGAGCUAAAGUGAGAAUUUUCCUCUCUCGUGCUACAGACAUGCGUACAUGGGUUCUUAUGGGUUCCCUUCAACUGUAGAUCUUAAUAUAUUCCAUUCUUUUUGCUGAUGGGGAUUCCUGGGAGCCACCUCCUUCUGCGCAGAGGUGAGGCCUGAUGUAAAUCUAGCCGAGGGAAAGAUGAUUCACUUGUUUCCGUCCAGAAGGUCAAAAAGCUGGGAAUUAAAUCCCCAUAAAGUGGAUUUAUUUGCCUGCUGGAGAUUAUUUUGCAUACCUAAUGGGUGCACAUGUAUGGAAUACAACAACAUCCACAUUUAUUGCCUUACAAUAAACUGAAUAAAAUGAAUUUUUUACACUUC
Molecule: messenger RNA, 2856 nt
Organism: Anolis carolinensis (green anole)
Lineage: Eukaryota; Metazoa; Chordata; Lepidosauria; Squamata; Anolidae
Gene: aatf
Product: apoptosis antagonizing transcription factor
Exons: 12
Coding region: 3-1769 (588 amino acids)
Biological process (GO): regulation of transcription by RNA polymerase II
Cellular component (GO): nucleolus; nucleus
Source: RefSeq, a predicted model, not a curated record